AUGACGAAGGCGAAGGCGCUGAGCAAGGUGACGCGGAAACGGGGGCGACCACCGAAGGUCACCCUGUCACCGUUGUUGCCCGUUCCUGAUGGUCACGCGGAGAUUUCUAAGGAGGAGGGAGGGUCUGUGUUUGUAGGUAGCGAGGAGGCUAUGGCUGAAGAGCCAAACGCGAGGGAUCUUGGUUUCAACCCUAAUCCUAAGCAAGGGGGUAAUGAAAUUGAGGUGGAGGAAACUGCUAUGCCUGAGAAUGCUAAACUUUGGGUGGAUGUCAUCAGUGGGAGUUGCAAGACUGAGAAUGGUAAAGCUCUCAAGUUUGUUGCUCCUAUAAUUGUCAAUGGGGAAGCGGUUGUUGAGAUUGAGGAGGAGGAUGUAGCUGGGGAGAGGCGCUUCUGGGAAACGUCACUCAUCAUGUAUGCGAUUGGGGGGGAUCUGAGCAUGACAGCGGUGAAGAAUUUCAUGGCUAAGGAGUGGAACUUUGUGAAGCUGCCAGAGAUGUUCUACAACGACGAAGGCUACUUCAUCUUGAAAUUCAAGACUAAGAAGGAGCGUGAGGAAGUUAUGUUGCAAGGACCUUAUCAUACGUAA
Molecule: messenger RNA, 585 nt
Organism: Vicia faba (fava bean)
Lineage: Eukaryota; Viridiplantae; Streptophyta; Magnoliopsida; Fabales; Fabaceae
Source: the annotation of a GenBank genome assembly